Molecule: messenger RNA, 1168 nt
Organism: Telopea speciosissima
Lineage: Eukaryota; Viridiplantae; Streptophyta; Magnoliopsida; Proteales; Proteaceae
Product: protein trichome birefringence-like 38
Exons: 5
Coding region: 36-1145 (369 amino acids)
Cellular component (GO): Golgi apparatus
Molecular function (GO): O-acetyltransferase activity
Source: RefSeq, a predicted model, not a curated record
UGUUCUGUUCUGCUGCCAGAAACUCAAAAACAGAGAUGGGCAAUGUAGGAAACCAUAGUUCAUUUGGUGUUCUUGUGGCCAGGUUCAUGGUCUUCUGUUCAUGUCUUUGUCUGGUUAUGAGCACAGAGGAAUUGCAGAGCAAGAUAAGAAGAAGACCCAAUUGGAGAAAACAGGUGGAAAACUGUAAUCUGUUUGAGGGGAGUUGGGUAAUCGACGAAUCGUAUCCUCUGUAUGAUUCAUCCGCUUGUCCCUUCAUACGCAAGGAAUUCGAUUGCCAGAAGUAUGGUCGUCCAGAUCGCUUCUACCUCAAGUAUAGAUGGCAACCAAAGGAGUGUGACUUACCAAGAUUUGAUGGUGAGGAUUUCUUAAGGAGAUUACAAGGGAAGAACAUCAUGUUUGUGGGGGACUCUGUGAGUGUCAACCAUUGGGAGUCACUGAUUUGCCUGCUCCAUGCUGCUGUGCCCCAAGCCAAUAUCACCCAUGAGUUAGCAGACUCCAUCUCCACCUUAACAUUCCAGGACUACAAUGUAUCAUUGAAGUUAAUGAAUUCUCAUUACCUAGUAGACAUCGACGAAGAACGCAUUGGCCGAGUUCUGAAGCUUGAUUCGUUAAAGAACAGUGAAAUAUGGAAGGACAUGGAUGUUGUGGUCUUCAACACUUGGCUAUGGUGGUACCGCAGAGGAACUGCACAACCAUGGGAUUAUGUACAAGAGGGGAACAUGACCUACAAAGACAUGGAUCGUAUGGUUGCAUUCAAGAAAGGGUUGACAACUUGGGCUAACUGGGUCGACUCAGUAGUUGACACGGCCAUGACCAAAGUCUUUUUUCAGGGCAUCUCUCCAUCCCAUUACAAUGGCACAGAUUGGAAUCAACCAGGAGUGAAGAAUUGUUUCGGCCAAACAGAACCUCUCAGUGGAUCAACAUACCCUGGUGGUUCGCCCGAAGCAAGUGUAGUAUUGAACCAAGUGUUGAGUAAUAUGUCGAAACCGGUUUAUUUACUUGACAUUACAAUUCUAUCACAGCUGAGAAAAGAUGCACAUCCAAGCAGUUAUAAUGGUUUUAAGGGGAUGGAUUGCACUCACUGGUGUCUUGCUGGAGUACCUGAUACUUGGAACCAGCUUCUAUAUGCAGCUUUCAUUGCUUAAUGGAGAAGGAAACAAGGAUGGAU